Pisolithus orientalis is the source of this 1829-nucleotide messenger RNA. RefSeq names its product glycosyltransferase family 22 protein. Gene Ontology annotation, biological process: protein N-linked glycosylation. Gene Ontology annotation, molecular function: alpha-1,6-mannosyltransferase activity. The record is from RefSeq and is a predicted model, not a curated record. Gene Ontology annotation, cellular component: endoplasmic reticulum membrane. The transcript has 9 exons. NCBI's taxonomy places the organism in Eukaryota, Fungi, Basidiomycota, Agaricomycetes, Boletales, Pisolithaceae. The coding region runs from base 101 to 1714 and encodes 537 amino acids.
CCACUCGACGCGAUCGACACUGAGCGGGUGGUGCGUCAGUCGCAUGUGGCAUGUACGCUUCGGCUUGGUUGAUAGAGCCUGACACCUUCAACAGAAUUGAAUGGCGCGAGUUCGCGAAGCCUGGAGUUCUGCCGGACUCAUACGAGGGCUUUUUCUGGACCUCCUCCUCCUGGUGAUAAGCUGGGCAUACGUCUUUUUCGCACCGUACUCUAAAGUAGAGGAAUCAUUCAACCUCCACGCUACCCACGAUGUCCUCAUGUAUGGAAUUGGGCCGGAGUCUUUGUCGAAGUAUGACCAUAUGACUUUCCCUGGGGCCGUGCCACGCACAUUUGUAGGCUCUAUCCUACUCGGCUGGCUCACAGCACUCGUAGCUUCCCUUGGAACAUCUCUCGGUCUUGUCACAUGCAAAAUGGAUCUGCAGAUCACUCUUCGCUUAGUGCUUGCCUCCAUGAAUGGUCUCGGCCUCAUUUUCAUCCGGCAUGCGGUCUCGAAACGAUUCGGCAGACCUACAAGUUGGCUAUUUGCCCUUCUGACUCUCUCCCAAUUCCACCUCCUAUUCUGGAUGAGUCGUACGCUUCCAAACAUGUUCGCACUGAUUCCUGUAAAUCUGGCGUACUUCGCUCUUUACAACCGUGCUCCUCAAUCGGUGUAUCCGUCGCAGACAAGUGUCGACGUUGCUGCCAGUCUUCUGGUUUUUACCGCAGUUGUCUUUCGCUCCGAGGUCGCAUUGCUCCUUGCGUCCCUUUCUCUCCAAUUUUUGGCUCAAGGUCAUACUACGUUUGCAAGGCUCAUUAAAGUGGGCUUUUCAGCUGCUGUUGCCGCAGUUGCAUUGACGGUUGCAAUUGACUCUUACUUCUGGAAUCAAUGGCCCCUUUGGCCUGAGCUGUACGGAUUCUAUUUCAAUGUCUAUUUGGGAAAGAGUGCAGAAUGGGGUACAUCCGCCCCACACUCCUACUUUUCCAUUCACUUGCCGAAGCUUCUGCUGGGAGCCCUUCCGUUGGCGAUCCUUGGGUUUAUUCUGGAUUACCGUAUUCGGUCGCUUCUUCUGGCACCCGUCCUGUUCGUCCUCGGGUUGAGUGCCUUGAAACACAAGGAAUGGCGAUUUGUGAUCUAUGUGGUGCCCCUCGUUAACAUCGCAGCUGCGAGAGGAGCACGGUGGCUGAUAUCUCGGAAGAAAGGAUUUAUGUUCCGAUACAUGGCGUUCCUCUCAGUCUUCUGUAUUUUUUCCCUCAACUUUGUCAUGACAUUUUUCUUCGCAAGGGCUUCGAUAGUGAACUAUCCCGGUGGAUUUGCACUGGCUGCUUUCAACAAACGAUACGCGGAACAAAAAAACGUUCACGUGCACAUAUCCAACCUCGCUGCCCAAACUGGAGCAUCUCUCUUCCUUCAUGAACACGCGCCUCCAUACAUCUUUACCGGUGGCUUUGGUCCCGUAGCUCCUCAUGGCUGGGUUUAUAAUAAGACGGAGGGCCUGACGCCAUCUAUGCUAGCCUCCUCUAGUUUUACCCAUCUCAUAUCUGAAUGUCCAGAUGUUGGGGAUAAUGAGUGGUCUGUGGUUGACCAGAUACCCAGUUUCCGAAGAUGGAGGGUGAAUGAAAAGGUGCCUUGGGAUGUUUCUUUUGGGGAGUGGAUGGAAGUUCUGAAAAUGGAGAAGGUGUCGGAGCUGUGGACCCUGGAGAGAACUAACCAGAAGUCUACGCAUCCACGACACUAAUGGCACUUGUGUAGUGCGUACCAUGUAGAACUACCACCAGAAGUGACCUGUACUCCAGGGAGCCCCUGACGUGGAAUUGUGCUCGAGUCCAUCCCGUUGCAACGCAAAAAAGACU